AUGCCGGUGGCGACUCCAAAACCCCCACCAGUUACCCCUUUCCGCCUAGACGACCUCGCAUUCGAGCUGCAAGAAAUCAUCCUCGACUUUGCGGCCGACCUCCCCGUCUCGUCCCUCUGUGCAGCAGUUCGCGUCUGUACCGACUGGCAUGCUCGAUUCGUUACCCCCCUCUACGCUUCUCUGUCAAUCAGCAAGGCUGACCGCGAACAAGUCUUGGCCGGCCUCGGAAUCGACUACCUCAGCCCAACGGCGCUCGAGGCGCGUGCCUCUGAAGCAGGAGGCGUUGCGGCCUAUGCCGCGGGAUCCAACCGCAAAGUGGCGGCACUGGCUCACGUCAAAUCUCUGAGCGUCUUGGAUUCUGCAGCAGCCACAAGCCUAGUCGAGGCACUGCUUAUGCACGGCGAGGUUUUGCAAGUCGAGGAACUACACUUGGGUUCUCAGCUGUUCCGAUACCUAGUGAACAGUGUAGCAUGUUUCGGGCGCCCGCGCAGUGGUAGCGCUUUUGUUGGUGAAGCUCUAGUGUCGCGCCUCCAUCCUCGCCGGCUACGUAUCGACUUUCCACCAUCCCGAGGGGCGGCGGGUACAUUUGAUCCGGUGCUUCUGGCGCGCGUUACAGCGGUUCUGGUGGGCGAUUGGAAGCCUGAUAUCGUAGACUAUCAUGGCGUCGGUUCCAACCUCCCGCUGGCGCUUGGUCCCCUCAACAGGAUACACUACACGAACGCGUGCACGCCUUUUGAUGACGUAUGGGAAGAAGAGGAGGACGUGGCUGGUGGUGGGUGUCGCGCUCACGCGCUCGUGCGCAUGCACCUCCGCCGCACGUUUGGGCAAAGCGCCCGUAGCGAUAUCCUUGAAGCUAUUGCCGAAGCUGCCGACCCGACCGACGACGACGACGUCGACCCAGACCUAGUGCCCGACCCUGCGACUACCAAGGUUGAGUACCAUGGUGUGCCAUGUAUUGCCGCGGCCGACCGAGAGGCUUUCCUCGACAAGACGUUUGCCCACUGGGCCACAGAUGUUGAUGUCGCGGAGCACGUAGCGUUCUUCCCGUAG
Molecule: messenger RNA, 1050 nt
Organism: Cutaneotrichosporon cavernicola
Lineage: Eukaryota; Fungi; Basidiomycota; Tremellomycetes; Trichosporonales; Trichosporonaceae
Exons: 1
Coding region: 1-1050 (349 amino acids)
Molecular function (GO): protein binding
Source: RefSeq, a predicted model, not a curated record